Camelina sativa (false flax) is the source of this 327-nucleotide messenger RNA. The record is from RefSeq and is a predicted model, not a curated record. NCBI's taxonomy places the organism in Eukaryota, Viridiplantae, Streptophyta, Magnoliopsida, Brassicales, Brassicaceae.
AUGUGGGCGACAAAGCUGCUGAAUUUGGACAUAAAGACUGCUCAAGAAAAGAGAGCAAUGGAUCUCCACGAACUCGAUGAGAUACGGCUGGAGGCUUAUGAUAAUUCGAGGAUCUACAAGGAAAGAACCAAAGCUUUUCAUGAUAAGAAGAUCCGACACAAGGAUUUGAAAGUUGGGGACAAAGUUCUGCCCUAUGGAGCGGUGACUUUGCUAGGGAAGGAUGGGACUGAGUUUACUGUGAAUGGGCAGAGAGUGAAGAAAUAUAUGGCAAAUGAGAGCACAGAGGUGGGAUCAUCUCUGCGUCUCGUCGAUCCUGCGCCAGUCUGA